Messenger RNA from Vigna angularis (adzuki bean), 1652 nucleotides. RefSeq names its product metal tolerance protein 1. Gene Ontology annotation, cellular component: vacuole; plasma membrane. The record is from RefSeq and is a predicted model, not a curated record. NCBI's taxonomy places the organism in Eukaryota, Viridiplantae, Streptophyta, Magnoliopsida, Fabales, Fabaceae. Gene Ontology annotation, biological process: zinc ion transmembrane transport. Gene Ontology annotation, molecular function: zinc ion transmembrane transporter activity. The transcript has 4 exons. The coding region runs from base 300 to 1514 and encodes 404 amino acids.
GACCACUGAUAUUUUUGAACAAAGUAUACUAAAAGAGUGCUGCACAUGAAAGAAGGAUUCAGAAUCAGAAUUAGGAAGGAAAGAGGGGGAGAGAUCCAGAAAGGUUGUGCCCAUUUUAGUUAAGAAUCGAGUUUCCAUUUGCAGGACGCAGAACCCUAAACCCAAAGCCUAGUCAUAGAUGUGCAAUUGGAUAAUGGUUGAUGCAGCUGCUCAGUGUGGUAUCAAUAAACCUUACUGUUUAGAUACUUAUUCUACUGCUGGAGUAGUGUCCCGUGGAAUCAAAUUGUCCCAGAUGAACUAUGGAAGCACAAAGCUCUCAGCAAACGCAAGUUAUUGAGAUCAGUGGAGAUUUUCCUGAUGGCGGAAGAAAGAUUUGUGGGGAAGCACCAUGUGGGUUUGCAGAUGUCGGAUCCAUCUCCAAGGAUUCUGAAGAAAGAUCAACUUCUAUGCGAAAGCUCCUUAUGGCAGUGAUCCUUUGUGUUAUUUUUAUGACUGUUGAAGUGGUUGGUGGCAUCAAAGCUAACAGUCUUGCUAUACUGACUGAUGCAGCACAUUUGCUUUCUGAUGUUGCAGCCUUUGCCAUCUCCUUAUUUUCUUUGUGGGCUGCUGGAUGGGAAGCUACACCUCGCCAGUCAUAUGGAUUUUUCCGAAUAGAAAUUCUUGGUGCCUUGGUUUCUAUCCAAUUAAUAUGGUUGCUUGCUGGUAUUCUGGUAUAUGAAGCCAUUGAUAGAAUCAUUGCUGGUCCUAAAAGUGUGGAUGGUUUCUUAAUGUUUUUAGUUUCCGCAUUUGGUCUUGUGGUUAAUAUCAUCAUGGCCUUGUUAUUGGGUCAUGAUCAUGGCCACGGUCAUGGACACGGUCACGGACACGGACAUGAUGGUCACAGACAUGGACAUGGCCACAGUCAUGGAUUUACAGUUUCUACCCAUCAUGAUGCAAGACAUGCAAAAGAUGAGCACCAUCACACACAUGAUCACACAGACGAUCACGAUGAUCAUCAUUCAAAAGAUGAGCACCAUCAUGAUCACCAAGAGCUUACUCAAUCUCUUCUUGAUGAAUCAAAAACUAAGAAGAAGAAGCAAAGGAACAUAAAUGUACAGGGAGCUUAUCUCCAUGUCCUUGGAGACUCUAUCCAGAGUAUUGGAGUAAUGAUUGGGGGAGCGGUAAUAUGGUAUAAACCUGAGUGGCAAAUAGUUGAUUUAAUUUGCACUCUGAUAUUUUCGGUAAUAGUUUUGGUGACAACUAUCAAUAUGCUGCGAAAUAUUUUGGAAGUUCUGAUGGAGAGCACGCCUCGUGAGAUAGAUGCUACUAAGCUAGAAAGGGGGCUGUUGGAUAUGGAAGACGUGGUGGCUGUUCAUGAACUGCACAUAUGGGCCAUUACAGUCGGAAAGGUUUUACUGGCUUGUCAUGUUAAAAUCAGACGUGAAGCAGAUGCAGACGUGGUGCUGGACAAGGUUAUAGAUUAUAUCAAACGGGUCUAUAACAUCAGUCAUGUAACCAUACAAAUAGAGCGUUAGAUUUCAUCUUCUAUUGAAUAUUUUGUGAUAGUGAAAGAUUAGAGGGGAAGGAUUUAGUACUUGGACUUGUGGAAUUAUGCUUAUGAAACUCAAAUUUCUCUCUAUGGCAAUAAUACUUUCUUUUAUUCUUCUUUCUAA